GUACAGAAGUACAUUGUGAAGAAUUAUUUCUACUAUUACCUAUUCAGAUUCUCAGCCGCUUUGGGUCAAGAAGUGUUCUACAUCACCUUUCUUCCAUUCACUCACUGGAAUAUUGAUCCUUAUUUAUCCAGAAGACUGGUCAUCAUAUGGGUUUUGGUGAUGUAUAUUGGCCAGAUGGCCAAGGACAUCCUGAAGUGGCCCCGCCCCUUCUCCCCUCCCGUCGUGAAACUGGAGAAGAGAGUGAUUGCUGAGUAUGGAAUGCCAUCUACCCACGCCAUGGCGGCCACCACCAUUUCCUUCACCCUCCUCAUCUCUACGAUGGACAGAUACCAGUAUCCCUUUGUUCUGGGGUUGUUGACGGCUGUGGUGUUUUCCACCUUGGUGUGUCUCAGCAGAGUCUACACUGGGAUGCACACGGUCCUGGUAAGUCCCUGUGGGCAGGUCUUGGGUGGAGUGCCUGUUUUUCUUUUGACCUUUGUUGUCACCGAUCAAACCCAUGGCACGUGGACUCUGACACUCAGUCUGGAGGCUAGUAUUUCUCCAAGUUUUUACCUCAGCAUUGUGUUGGUUGCCUUUGUUUUGGCUUUCAGAUUUCCAGUAGAAAGGCUGCCUGGCCCAACCCGGCGGACACCACAAACCAUCCUAGCCCGGCCCGAGUGACGUGAUAUAAGGUUCUGGAUGUACUUCUUCCAGCUCGUGUAGAGCGCCCGCGCCGAACCCUCCAUCAUUCAGGAACAUCCGCUGGCUUUCUACGACAUGUGCUUUUUAGUUCUGACCAGAGUAGAAUGCGUGCUGAUCCUUCUGGUCCGCCAGCUCAUUACCUGCAGUCUCCUGUGCAAGUCCCUACUAUUCUCGUGGUUCAAGGUGGUCACCAGGAACAAGGAGGCCAGGCGGAGACUAGAGAUCGAAGUGCCUUACAAGUUCGUCACCUACACAUCUGUGGGCAUCUGUGCCACAACCUUUGUGCCAAUGCUGCACAGGUUUUUGGGAUUGCUCUGA
This is a messenger RNA of Puma concolor (puma), 999 nucleotides long. The record is from RefSeq and is a predicted model, not a curated record. Lineage: Eukaryota; Metazoa; Chordata; Mammalia; Carnivora; Felidae.